Lucilia sericata (common green bottle fly) is the source of this 1066-nucleotide messenger RNA. Its product is annotated as MOB kinase activator-like 2. The transcript has a single exon. The record is from RefSeq and is a predicted model, not a curated record. NCBI's taxonomy places the organism in Eukaryota, Metazoa, Arthropoda, Insecta, Diptera, Calliphoridae. The coding region runs from base 51 to 890 and encodes 279 amino acids.
AUCAUCAGCAGUCGAUGCGUAGCAUGGCUCCUCUGGCCCAUAUGUGAGAAAUGGCAAGUGCAUAUGGAGGACACGCUACGCUGCCAACAGUUUCUGCUAGCGCGGAAGUUAAUUCCUGCAGUGGGCUUUCCCUAACAAACAAUACAACUCUAACUGCCCCGCCGCCGUCUAAUCAAAACAACAACAACAGCAGCAGCCACAGCUCAAGCUUAAGGCAACAAGAUGAACAAAUGCAUUUGGUGGAAACGGAUCACAAUACAUCCUCGCCGUUAAUGGGGCAACAACAACGUUUGCAACAAAAUGAUUUGUUAAACAGUAACAAUCAUCCACAACAACAACAACACUUACACUCAGGUAUUUCUAUAACAGAAAACUUAACAAACGGCGAAGGACGUAGCAUGCAGAGCUUUACAAUAAAUUCUCUUAAUGGACGCUGUAGUCCCACGGCCUCGGGUUCUUCCGGUGGCGGCAGUCGUUCAUCGGCUCAUUCCCUACCCUCACAUUCGCCAGCAUUACACCUCAGCAAUCACAAUGCACAGCUAACGGCGGCCUACCAAACACAACAGGGUUCUCUGGAUGCCUGUGGUCCAACUACGGUUGUAACAUCGGCUGCCAUAAUGGGUCGUCUAACGGCCGGCUGUGUGGAUUCACUGGGUAAUGCUGGUACUAAUGCCGCCACCGCCGGUUUUAAUACGCUAGAUGGCUGUGGCAAUGAUACCUUAUCUUUACUACAGCAUCAUCAUCACCAUGCCCCCAGUCAUCAUUUCUCCUAUUCUACUCUUACACCUCCCCACCAUCAUCAUCCUCUCCACCAUCAUCACCAUCCCCACAAUCAUCAUCACCAUCAUCCGCACGAUGCACCAGGACUGUUGGAUAUUUCCACUUUGUAAAAUACUUGAAAACAAAAAUUAAACUAAAACAAAUAUUGUAAUUUAAUUUAAAUUAAAUUAAUAAUAAAUAAGUUUUGGCGUUAGUUGUAAAUGAAGUAAAAAUACAAAUAAACAACAAAAAAAAAACUCGUUAAUUAAACGUAAAACGACAGAUAACAAUUUGUCAAGUGUAAAUU